This is a messenger RNA of Rotaria sp. Silwood2, 1941 nucleotides long. The record is from the annotation of a GenBank genome assembly. NCBI's taxonomy places the organism in Eukaryota, Metazoa, Rotifera, Eurotatoria, Philodinida, Philodinidae.
AUGCUUCUCAGCUUAUAUUUUGUCAAUACUAUUAUACCAUUUUCAAAUGAACAAUUACUUAUUAUUAAUAAAGGUUUAAAAUAUAUUCCACCAUGUCAAAGUCGUUUCUAUCACCGUCAACCUGUAGAAAAAAUUAUUGAACGAGAAUACAGUCGACUCUAUGACGAAAAUAUUAAAAAUCUUACUGAUUACACUUUUUCAACUCGUGAUAAACGUGCUAUUGAAUAUUUUACUGAAAUAAAAAAUUUACUUGAACAGUUAUAUACCAAACCAUUACCAACAAAACUUAAACGACACGCACGAUAUAUGUACAAAAUGAUAAAGUCAAUGCAGCGAAAAUUACAAAAAGCUAAUAUUGCCGUUGGUCAAACUGAUAAAAGUAAAUUAUUCUUCUUUAUUGAUGCACAGGAAUAUCAAGAAAAAAUUACAAACUAUAUGAAUAAAACCAAUGCUUAUCAAGAAAUUUCCAGUGGUAUUUGCCCAUUAGCCGACAAUUUACAUUUGGUAAUAUUAUUACUUGAUCAUUUAGUUCAGCGGAAUGAAAUUACCAAUGAACAGUAUAAACAAAUGUAUCCAAAUUUAAAAACAUUAGAAUUAGCUCAUAUUUAUUUUAAUCUUAAAGUACAUAAGCCUGAAAUGUCAGUUCGACCUAUAGUUGCUUCUAUCAACGCACCAGCUAGACAAAUAUCCAGUUUUCUUGAUGAACUUCUUACACCAAUUUAUAAUUAUGUGACAAAAGAUAUUACAUUUAUUAAUGGUAUAGAUGUUGUUCGAAAAUUACAAGAAUAUCAACAACAAGGUUAUCUUACAUCAACAACAUUAUUUCUGACCUUUGAUGUGGCUGAUUUAUAUACAAUGAUACCACGGGAUGGUGCUAUUGCUGCUUUAACUCGAUUUUGUCAAAAAUAUGCAAACAAUGGCAAAAUUGGAAAUAUCAAAGUCGAUACUAUUAUUCAAUUAGCUUGUGUUGUUUUAGACACCAAUUCAUUUGCUUAUAAAGAUAAAUAUUAUCGACAAAUUAAAGGAGGUGCGAUGGGUUCACCCUUUACGAUGGUGCUAGCCAAUAUUUAUAUGUUAGAAUGGGAACAAAAAUUAAUUCAACAUCAAAAAGAACAUCAUGAAAUUUAUGGACGAUAUAUUGACGAUGUAUUUAUGACAACGAAUUUAUCAAAAGAAGAAAUUUUAAAAGAACUCGAUGAAACUAUUAUAACAGAUUCAAAUAUAAAAAUUACUACUUCGAUUAAUCAAUCAUUAGAAUAUCUUGAUGUUACUAUUGAAAAUGAUAAUGGAAAUUUAAAAACAUCUAUUUAUCAUAAAUCAGCUUCAGAACCGUAUAUUCUACCUUUUGAAUCUGAUCAUCCACGACAUGUUCAUGCAAAUAUAAUUUAUACUGCAUUAAUUCGAGCAGCACGUCUUUGUUCAACUGUUGAAUAUUUUGAUAUGGAACGAUUAAAUACAGAAAUGAUAUUAUUAGUCAAUGGUUAUCCACCAAAAUUUAUACAACAACACAUGAAAAGCUUCUUUAUGAAAUAUGAUGCUAUGAAUGUGCCGACUGAGUUAAAUAGUGAAGCAUAUCAACAGCUACAUCAUAAAUUACUUUACAAAGAAACAAGAAGAGAAAAGGAAACAAAAAUCCAAAAUAAUGAUAAUUUAAUUCAAAAAAAGAAAAAAUAUGAGCAUAAAGAUCAAAUUUACCUUCAUUACACAUUCGAAAAUGGACCACUGCUAAAUUUUAAAAAAGAAUAUCGUGAAAUAUGGCAAAAAUACUAUGUUUAUCCAGGAUCACGUUUGAAAAAUACACGACUCAUUCUUGGUACAAUAUUAAAUCGUACAUUACAAAGUCUUUUAAUUCACAAAAAGCCUCCACGGAUAAUGUUGACAAAAAUGGAAUCUAGCACAGGGGCGGUUCAGACAACAACGACGAAACAAUUUCAUCAUUGA